CCGGCGCCGGGGCGUGGUCUCGCCCGCGUCGCCGCGCGCCGCGAGACAUCUGCCGCGGCCGUUGGCCGUUCGCGCGGCUUGGGCGGUUGUCUUGGAGAAGCAAGAUGGCGGCGACGGCGGCUGCGGUGGUGGCGGAGGAGGACACGGAGCUGCGGGACCUGCUGGUGCAGACGCUGGAGAACAGCGGGGUCCUGAACCGCAUCAAGGCUGAACUCCGAGCAGCUGUGUUCUUGGCACUAGAAGAACAAGAAAAAGUAGAGAACAAAACUCCUUUAGUCAAUGAGAGCCUGGAAAAGUUUUUAAAUACGAAAGAUGGCCGGCUGGUGGCGAGUCUGGUUGCAGAAUUUCUUCAGUUUUUUAAUCUUGACUUCACCUUGGCCGUUUUUCAACCUGAAACUAGCACAUUUCAAGGUCUUGAAGGUCGAGAGAAUUUAGCCCGAGAUUUAGGUAUUAUUGAAGCAGAAGGGACUGUGGGUGGACCCUUAUUAUUAGAAGUGAUCAGACGCUGUCAACAGAAAGAGAAAGGGCCAACCAAUGGGGAAGGUGCACUAGAUCUGUCUGAUGUACACUCUCCACCGAAGUCACCAGAAGGAAAAACAAGUACACACACAGGUCCCAGUAAGAUACCAAGGUAUACAGGACAAGGUAAGAAGAAGACAAGCGGGCAGAAGUCUGGUGCCAAGGCCAGCAGUGAUGCUAGUCAGAGUGAUACAAGCAUCUCCUCCUCAGAACUCAAAAGUAAAAACAGUCUUCACUUAUUGGCCCAUGAAACAAAAAUUGGAUCUUUGUUAAACAACAAAGGUCUAGAUGACAAAGACAGAGCUGGUCUUUGUCCAGAUGAAGAUGAUAUGGAAGGAGACUCUUUCUUUGAUGACCCCAUUCCUAAACCAGAGAAAAUGUACGGGUGGAGAAGCGAACCUAGUAAGCGAGUCGGAAGCCUGGCAUCGCUCUCCGACGCCCCCCCACUAAAAAGUGGACUCAGCUCCCUCACGGGAGCCCCCUCAUUGAAAGACUCUGAAAGUAAAAGGGGAAACACAGUGCUGAAAGAUCUGAAAUUGGUCAAUGACAAAAUCGGAUCACUAGGAUUAGGGACUGGAGGUGAUGACUACGUGGAUGACUUUAAUAGCCACCGCUCAGAAAAGAGUGAGUUAAGUAUUGGUGAAGAGAUCGAGGAAGACCUCUCCGUGGAGCUAGACGACGCCAAUUCCAGUGACAAACUUGACGACGUGACGCAGGACCUGACCGCAUCCCAGCUCAGUGAAAUCGCGGACUACCUGGAAGACGUGGUGCCCGCAUGAAGGGACGAGGGAGGAAGGACUCUGACCCCCAGACGACAAAGGACUCCACCCAGCUCCUUUUUUUUUUAACAGACAAUCACUGCUGGAAAUGUCUGCUCCCUAUUGGUGCCUUGUGUUCAAAAAGACUGCAGAUAUUUUUAAAAAUUAACUUUUCAUUAUACUAAACAAAACACUUCCUAUUUGAGCCCAUGUGUGGAAGACUUGCUAUUCUUAAUUUGGUCACCUACACAUUUCUCUGCGGAAAUUGGUUACGCUCAAAUUCAUGACUAGGAGCGAGCCCACGAAAAUCCCAGGAUUAAAAGCAUCAUGAAAGGUGUCAAUAAAGCUGUCGGUCCCCACAGCUGUGCGUGCGGCUUCAGCCGUCUGCAGCCAGCGUGUCUGAUGUCCCGUGGUUCUGCAGGCAGCUGGCACGAUGGCUGGUGGCACCAAAGCCUGGCACUAGGUUAAGUGUGAUGUGGCAGCUUUAUUUUGUAUUUCCUUCCAUUUGGAAGGUUUGUUAGACCAUUAAGGUUCUAUUAAAAUUCUCCUGUGUGUGCUGCCUAGCUUUGCUCAUUUUUAAAGAAAUCUAGAGGUGGUUAUGACUUUUAAUGAACGCACUUGUCGCUGGCAGCAUCUGCGGUUGCUGCCUUGUGUCAGUGUGAGGUGCUUUAGUCCCAGGUCAUCGUUGUCGUCAUUGUCAUUGUGGCUCUGAUUUAUUAUUCGUAGAUGCCUAGAAACAUUAAAUACCAAAAUGCAUCUGAAACCAAUAAGCAGUGCUUUUCUUUCAGACCUAUGAGUUGAUUAUAUUAACAUCCAGAUUGGACUGUGACAGUAGUCAUGGCCUAAGACCAUCUCUGGGUUGACAAGCUGUCUGCACUGUACGCAGUUUACUUGUAACCCUUUAAAAACGGCGUCAGCAGGAGCGUUUGAGGCUGCCUCGUUUACACUGUCUGUCGUGCUAUUUAUUUAUGGAGGUUACUGCUGUUUGUGGCGCUGAAGGACUGAAAAGAGCAGUCGGCAGGGAGCAUGCAGAUAGACAUAAGUAAAGCUGUGAUUGUGUGUGAAGUUUUGUACUUUUUAUUUCAAUUACAUUAUGGCUUUUUAUGAAAAGUCACCUUUAUUAAUAAAAGGAGCAAAUUAGACCUAAUUCAUUGAUCUCAGUAGGUGAGCAGACUUGAUGGUUUGUGUAUUGCCAGUUUUCAUUUGUAUUAGCCUCACCAUUACAGAAGUGUUUGCUGGGCCGUGCUGUGUAAAGGGAAGUGAGAAUGGGCGGGUCGAGGUUAUAUAACAUUAGAAUCUGAAUCUAGAAAAUGUAAGUGAAACUGAGCCAUAAACACCAAGAGGAAGCAGAGCAAACGGGCCACGGACCUGCCCUGCCUGUGGGCCGUGAAGCCAGCCUCGUCUGCGCUCUCUGCAUUUCGCGUGUGUGAACAGCGCUGUGUGAAGAUGCAAUCUGUUGCUAGCAGCCCUCCAGUGUGCUUGUUACAAAGUGCAUGUCCUUGGAUGUCACCUCUGUCCAGCCACUUUCUGUAAAACAUUAUAGUUCUGUUCUGGCCCUCUGGAAUCUGUGUCAAAUGUGUGAUUUAUUUUUUAUAUUAUUGAUAGGAGCUAGAUUUCAAUGAAAUGAUUUGAAAGUAUAAUUGGAGGUGGCUUUUUAAAUUUGUGCAAAACUUUUGUACAGUAGCACCUAAAAUUUGACCUUUUCCUUUUACCCAGAGAACCUGACCUUUUGAUAAUAUCUGGAAGGAUGGGGAGAAAAAUGCCCAAUCUGAAACUUCCUUUGUAAUCUGUGCUGCAUACAUCUGAUGGAAUAAUUUCAAAUAACGUACAAUUCAGCUGCAAAAAUGUCUUAUUUACAUAUGUGUUCCUCAAUACGAUAGAUUUUGAGUGUGA
Hipposideros armiger (great roundleaf bat) is the source of this 3170-nucleotide messenger RNA. RefSeq names its product centrosomal protein 43 (gene CEP43). Gene Ontology annotation, molecular function: protein binding. Gene Ontology annotation, biological process: microtubule anchoring. The coding region runs from base 105 to 1298 and encodes 397 amino acids. The transcript is spliced from 13 exons. Gene Ontology annotation, cellular component: centrosome. The record is from RefSeq and is a predicted model, not a curated record. NCBI's taxonomy places the organism in Eukaryota, Metazoa, Chordata, Mammalia, Chiroptera, Hipposideridae.